CACUGUCGUUACGAGUCCAAGUGGAGGAGGGAAGGAGGAGAGACGCAUUAUUGCAGUAGCCUACAGAGCCACAGCACUUUGCACAAGACGCACACCGGAGAGAAAGAGAGGAGGGGGUGACAGAAAUCAGAGACAGCUGAUUUCACAUGACUGGACUUUUUCUUUUUUCUUGACCUCACCUUUAUUUUGAAAUUGCGUUAGCCAGAAGCUUUUGGUAGAAGCAACUAAAACAGACCAGCCAAUCAGCGCUGCAUCUCUGGUAAGGACUCAGCAUCUCUUGGAGGAGCAGUCCUGCAGGAGUCAAAACAUCCGUGGAUUUCCUCUUGAGUGGAUUAUCAUUCAGAAGUACUUUUCUCUUGAGCUCGCGCAGCUCUGCUUCACUUCCUGGUGAAUUAUUACCGACUCGUUUACGUGCAUCGGUAUUGCGGUACUUUGCUGACGACUAGCAGUCGCCUAUAAAUGCAUCGCUAGAAGAUUGGCUCCACUGCGCCACGACCCCCCCCCCCGUCAUCUUCUGUUGCUGUCUGCACGGCACUUUGAUCACUUUGUUCUCUGAAAAUUUGGACUUUUAUUAGGACCAUUGCCUGAAAAUUCCAGUCUCUCUCUUUUCUCCACAAUCUUGCAGUUUUUUUCUCUUCUCUUUAUUGUACUUCGGAACCUCCCUCUCCUGUCUCUCAGCCCGUCACCCCUCCUCCUCCUCCUCCUCCUCCGCUCCUGCCGUGAGUCACUUCAAACAGCUGCAUAGAAGAUGUCCGCCCCUGAUGCUGCACCAGCUGGAGCCCCUGGCGCCCCAGGAGCCCCAGGCCCAGAUGGAGCCCCCGGCGGCGGACCUCCCGCCCCACCCAACACCAGCAGCAACCGCAGGCUACAGCAGACACAGGCCCAAGUGGAGGAGGUGGUGGAUAUCAUGCGGGUGAACGUGGACAAGGUUUUGGAAAGGGACCAGAAGCUCUCAGAGCUGGAUGACAGAGCGGACGCUCUCCAAGCUGGAGCCUCCCAGUUUGAAAGCUGCGCAGCCAAGCUAAAGAACAAGUACUGGUGGAAGAACUGCAAGAUGAUGAUCAUGAUGGGUAUCAUUGGAGUCAUUGUGGUCGGAAUCAUAUUCUUGUACUUCUUCUACUGAGCUCAGCCCAUCAGUACAGAUGGAUACGGACUUAAGAAAGAGAGAGAAGAGAGAAAAAAAAGAAACCCAAGUGUCCCCUGUUAUCCGUCCUCUCCUUCCUCUCGCCACACAGUCUUCCAUCAAACCAUCCUGCACUUAAACAUGACAGCAGUGUCUCUAGGUGUCUCCGCUCUCUUUGUCCCUCCCUUCUUCUUGCUUUCUUCUGCUGGUUUGGUCUUCGCUCACUCUCUCCUGUCUCUGCACCUCAUGUAUUAUUGAAGGACGUGGCAGGGCCGAGCGAACGGGGAAGAAAGAAAGGGAAGGAGGGAUAGAGAAAAAUGUUGUGACACGGGAACACACAGGGCUGAACAAAGCUACGGGGGAAAAAUUGUACGAUGUACAGAAGGUGAGUGUGUCCAGGGGGGGGAAAAAACAAAACAAGUGUUUGCGGUCCUUUUUACUCCAGAUACGCCAAAGCUUGUCCAUGUUUCCCUUUUUGAAAGUCCUACAUUUGUAAAUUGAUACCAAACUAACACACUCCUUCUGUCACAACUGCUAGCAUCAUUACUGACAAACAGUCAUGUUAGAAUAAGAGUAUGGACAUGUUUUUGUGUGUGUAUUUGUGACCCAAUCAUAAUAGCUGAUAGCAUUUAUUAUGUUUAGCUGAUAGCUUUAUUUCUAAUGUUUUUUCCCUACCUAACUCUCUUUCUUAGUCACUCUAUUUCAGUUUAGUAAUAGAGAGAGAGAGGGAGAGAAAGAAAAAUGCCAGGAGACCGUACGAGAGGAAAAUAAGAUGUGUUUUAGGGAAAGUUAGAAACAAUAAUGCAUCCUUUUAUUCCUGUAAAAAAAAAAAGAGGACAAACUUGAUUCUGGACUCAUAAGACUUAUUGAUGAAGUAGAUGUUUUUAAACUAUGCUUUAUAUUUGGCAUAGUAACAUGCACAGUAAGACAAGCAGCCACUAACAGACAAUCUCCUGUGUUCAUGAGGAAGAGCGCAAGGUCUCUAAACUCUGACUUCAGCAGAGUCACAGCCAUAGACAGAUGAAUGUGUCGCGUCACAUUUUUUGAACAGGUUCAAGGCCAACUUAUUUUGAAAGUUGUGCAGGCAAAAACGCAUUUGUUUGAUUGUUGUUUAAGUUGUCUUGAUCUUCAAAAAGAAAGGAAAUGGGAGGAAGUACAUGACUCAAGAAACCAAGAGCCUCACCCGCAUCAACACAAACUCACCUGUCAUUUGCAGUGUAACAGCCAACAUGAGGUGUUUGUUUCGAACUUGCAUGGCAAACGGUGUCCAUAGUUUUGCCUCUUUGUGUGACCUGUGUAUCUGCCAUUUCUGAAUCUAACUGCCGAUUGUAUAUUUUCUUUUGUUAGUGGUCGAAAGGGCCUGUGUAUAUGUCUUUCUGAUCGGAUGAUUACUGCUUAUGCAAUGCAAUGAUGCUCAAGAGUUUGCCAAAUUUUGUUGAAUUCUCUUGUUUUGGAAAGAAAAAUACUAUUCAGAGACUGCAAAAAAACUGCUACUGUAGUGAUCUGUCAAAAUCAUGUAGUAUUGUAUGGGUAGAAAAGUAGAAUCAGCUGUCAGACUACACUCCUGAAAAUGUGUUUAUAAAUCCUUUCAGGUUUUUUGGGAGGAAUGUUGGACUUCAAGGAAAGACUUUCUUCUCUUAGAACUGAUUUUAAGUUGAAAAAAAAAAUGUUAUGUGCAAAAUGCACUUAAUGCAUAAUUGUAGCAGUUUGCCAUAAUUAUCUGAUGAUACUGUGCAACGAUAUCAUGAGGUAAUUACCGGACAUAGAGAGGGAUAUGAGAACAAGAUUUGUGAUUUACAACCUGAUAUGAAGUAAGAGAUGCAAUCGGAUUUGCAAAAACAAAUGCAUGCUUACCACUUUUGCUGAUGCAAAUAAACGAAAUCACCAACA
Molecule: messenger RNA, 3013 nt
Organism: Labrus bergylta (ballan wrasse)
Lineage: Eukaryota; Metazoa; Chordata; Actinopteri; Labriformes; Labridae
Gene: vamp1b
Product: vesicle associated membrane protein 1b
Biological process (GO): SNARE complex assembly; vesicle-mediated transport; vesicle fusion
Cellular component (GO): SNARE complex; plasma membrane
Molecular function (GO): syntaxin binding; SNAP receptor activity
Source: RefSeq, a predicted model, not a curated record